CGGCGACGGCACCGUCGGCUGGGUACUAGAAACAAUGGAUCGCAUCCACUUCGAGCAUCAGCCUGCCGUGGGCGUCAUCCCGCUGGGCACCGGCAACGACCUGGCGCGGUGUCUGCGCUGGGGCGGCGGCUACGAGGGCGAAGCUCUCCCCAAACUGCUCAAGAAAAUUGAGAAGUCGACUCCGGUGAUGCUGGACCGAUGGCAGAUUGAAGUGUCUGAGCAAGCUGAGGAAGGAGGGGAUCCCAUUCCCUACAACAUCAUCAACAAUUAUUUCUCUAUUGGAGUGGAUGCAGCUAUCUGUGUAAAGUUCCACAUGGAGCGAGAGAAGAAUCCAGAGAAGUUUAAUAGUCGCAUGAAGAACAAACUCUGGUACUUCGAAUUUGCAACUUCAGAGCAGUUCGCUGCCUCGUGCAAAAACCUUCAUGAAGAUCUUGACAUUAUGUUGAGACUGGUCCACAGAUACAAUUUACGCGUAGAUAAAUCCGGCCCCCCGCUACACCAUCCACCCCAUCUAGACGAAGUCGUACCUGUGGAUGGCGCGCUGAGGUCGGCGCUGCCGAAACUGACGUGGACAGCUCUUGUGCGCGAUCCUUGUGGCGCGCUCGUCGUCAGCCCCCCCUCGGAAGUGCGCUUCUUCCCGUGGUUCGCCCCACAGAUUGGACCCUCCCUUCCGGACGGCCUUUCCGCCCGUUUCCAGAUCCGCAUCACGCACAAGAACCAGGUGCCGAUGCUGAUGGCGCCUCCCCCGGAAAAGGGCCGCGGCUUCUUCAGCUUCCUGCGCAAGUGA
Messenger RNA from Gryllus bimaculatus (two-spotted cricket), 787 nucleotides. The record is from the annotation of a GenBank genome assembly. Lineage: Eukaryota; Metazoa; Arthropoda; Insecta; Orthoptera; Gryllidae.